AUGAGUAGUCCAAAGCGGAGGAUAGAGACGGACGUGAUGAAGCUCAUGAUGAGCGACUAUGAGGUGACUCUGGUCAACGACAACAUGCAGGAGUUCUAUGUCAUUUUUAAGGGCCCAUCGGAAACACCCUUUGCAGAUGGCAAGUGGAAAGUCCACGUCGAGUUACCUGACCAAUACCCUUACAAAUCUCCUUCGAUUGGCUUCGUCAACAAGAUUUUCCACCCAAACAUCGAUGAGGGGUCGGGCUCAGUGUGCUUGGAUGUCAUCAACCAGACGUGGUCACCCAUGUUCGACAUGAUCAACAUAUUCGAGGUCUUCCUGCCUCAACUCCUCAGAUACCCGAACCCUACCGAUCCAUUGAACGGAGAAGCAGCCGCGCUGUUAAUGAGGGAGCCCAGAAGCUACGAUGCCAGAGUCAAAGAAUACAUCGUUCAAUACGCGACACACAUCCAUAACGACGCGGAUGAAGACGAAGGCGAGACAGAUGGGGAAUUGAGCGAAGUGGAAGACUUCGACAGCGACGGCGAGGACGAACCAGCGGGAACUAUGGAAGACGUAUAA
Capronia coronata CBS 617.96 is the source of this 561-nucleotide messenger RNA. RefSeq names its product ubiquitin-conjugating enzyme E2 8. The coding region runs from base 1 to 561 and encodes 186 amino acids. Lineage: Eukaryota; Fungi; Ascomycota; Eurotiomycetes; Chaetothyriales; Herpotrichiellaceae. Gene Ontology annotation, molecular function: ubiquitin conjugating enzyme activity. The record is from RefSeq and is a predicted model, not a curated record. Gene Ontology annotation, biological process: protein polyubiquitination; ubiquitin-dependent protein catabolic process. The transcript is spliced from 4 exons. Gene Ontology annotation, cellular component: nucleus.